GGGGCAAGCUGCAUUCAACUUCAAGUUGGGUCACGCGGUGGCUGCGGCACUGGGGAGAGGUGGCAGUCUGGAGACGCUGGCUUGUUGAUUGCAACCUCUCUUUGUGGCAGUAGAUAUCAGCAACGCUUUGCACCAUCCUGCUCCUUGACUCAUAAUAUCGCAAUCCGUGCAUUCCACAGCUGUGUCUUGACGGCUCUACCAUGCUGCGGGCUGUGCGGCCUGCGGGCUGGCUGGCCCUCGGCCGCCAGUCAUGGCGCUCCUCGAGCAGGGCACACCUAGUGGGGCCCCUCGAGGCCUCAGCUGGGAUCCACGAAGGACCUGGCAUGGUGCCACUUCGUGCAUGGGGCUCCGCAGCUGCUCUGCCCAUGCCCAGCUUGCUUGAGCGGCUCGGUCUCGGGCAGCAGGCGGCCGUCGGCCCUGCAAGCGGUGCCGCCUGGGUGCGGCGCUACAGCAUGCCCACGACGCCCCUCCUGGAGCGCGAGACCAUCGUGUACAUGCGCAGCGUCAGGACGGGGUCGGAGGUGUACCUGAUUGGCACGGCCCACGUGUCCAAGGCCUCAGCGGAGGAAGUCAAAGAGGUGAUUCACUUGGUGCGCCCGCAGUACGUGGGCGUCGAACUAGACGCGGAGCGCGCAGAGAAGCUGAUGUCGGGCAAGAUGUACGAGGACCAGGGCAGCCGCGGCCUGCUGGCCACACUGCGCGAGCUGAUGCACGCCCCAGGGGAUAUCGGCCAGAAAGUGCUGACGGUAGCCAUGCGCAGUAUGUACAAGAUGCUGCGUGACACCGGCCUGGAGCCAGGCCUCGAGUUCAAGGUGGCCAUGGAGGAGGCCCAGAAGGUGAACGCGGAGAUUGUCCUGCUCGACCGCCCCGCCCAGGAGACGAUGGCACGCCUGCGGGAGGUGCUGAGCCUGUGGGACAUCGUGAAACUGUUCACGCGGCGCAUCGACCCCAACGAGGUCCCGCCCGUGCUGCGCGACAUGGGCCAGAUCACCCCGCAGAACAUCGAGGAGACGACGGAGCAGCUCAAGACGCGCGAGGCGGUGCGCCAGAUCACGGCCUUCAUGGAGAAGCUCUUCCCGGACGUGGUGCGCGUGAUGGUCCACGAGCGCGACGAGAUCAUCUUCAACCGCCUCCGCCAGCUGCGGGGCUGCAUCGUGGCGGUCGUCGGCAUGGCUCACGUGGACGGCAUCGAACGGCUGUGGAAGGAGUACGAGGACUACGGGGUAGAUGAAGUAGAAGAGUUCUGACAGGCGGACAGGCAGAGUCAACACCCUCCUUUUCGCGAGCAGCUGAGGACACCAGCGGAUCCCAUGCUUUCGCUAAACAGUGUGUUCGAUUAGAAAGCCACGCGCGGGCUGCUUUGACACAGAUUGGUCGACAUGAGUCGUCGAAGACAGAGGCAUUGCACAGGUGAACUUCCGAGCAUACAUGUAGACUCUAGCGAGAGGUACAUAGUCCGGUACAUAGACCUGCUGAUUUGAGUACUCUAGCGAAGAUAGCCUGCGCAUGCAGCAACUAAUCGUGGAUGUACAUACAAGAUCUUGGCAAACAAGACUUUCACUGCAUACAUGUGAGUUCGCAACAAUGAUGUUGACAUGGAAUGUGUCAAUUAUUGCUGCAAGUUGCC
Messenger RNA from Klebsormidium nitens, 1627 nucleotides. The record is from the annotation of a GenBank genome assembly. NCBI's taxonomy places the organism in Eukaryota, Viridiplantae, Streptophyta, Klebsormidiophyceae, Klebsormidiales, Klebsormidiaceae.